AUGGAAGCGUUUAGUGUGCGUAACUCAAGCUGCAAAGUCAAUGAUUCACGAAAUGAAUCUUCUGAAACUGAAUAUGAAGAAACUUUUUUCCCUUGGCCACUGACUGUGAUAUUGUCCUUCAUGUGCCUGCUGAUUAGUGCGGUAAAUGGUUUGGUGAUCAUCUUAAUUCACAAAAAGAAGACGCUGAGAACACCUACUAACAUGUUUCUUGCUUCUUUGGCCACGUCUGAUUUGUUAUCUGGUCUGGUGGGAAUUCCUCUCGCUCUUAUAUGUUUAACAAGUUUUACAAGAUAUUUUCUCAUUGUUUGUGUGCUGUCUACAAUCUUCAUUCGAUUUACAGCCAUUUCUUCGGUAUGUAAUGUUCUGCUUAUCGCUUGUGACCAUUACAUUUUCAUUAUUCAUCAAAUGAGGUAUCAUUCUCUUGUAUCAAAUCGCAGAGGAAUUGCUGCCAUUGUGGCCAUAUGGUUGAUUGCAUUUGCAGCCUCAACUAUUCAAAUGUCUUGGCACAGUUUUGAUGAGGAAACAUUGACAACAAUUGACGAAGAAACAGAGAGCAUUGAUAUCAAAUACAGUCUGGCUUGUAUAGCCUUUUUCUUUGCAUUUCCUCUGAUACUGAUGUGCUAUAUCUAUGGAAACAUAUUUUAUAUUUCAUUUAAGCGUCAUCAAACAGAUCGCAAAUUGAACAAGGAUCUCCGGCAGCGUUUUCGACCUCAACGUCACGAGUGGCGAGGACGUAGUGUUUUAUUAAUAACAUUAAUAAUCUUCGCUGGCUGUUGGUCGCCGUACUUCCUAACAGUGCUUGAUGAACAUACGGAAUCAAUCGAUUUUCAACUGCCACUCUGGGUGCAGCGCCUGCUUGUGUUUCUCAACUUCGUGCCUGCCAUGUUGAAUCCCAUCCUGUGUACAUUGGCCAAAAAGGAUUUUCGAAAAGCAUUCAAAGAAGUUAUUUUGCGAAGAGAAUCUUCAUAUCUAAGUGAUGCAAACGUCAAUUUUCACGCUGCCAGCCAGCGAAUAGCUAAAAAGCGUGGGUAA
This is a messenger RNA of Pocillopora meandrina, 1032 nucleotides long. NCBI's taxonomy places the organism in Eukaryota, Metazoa, Cnidaria, Anthozoa, Scleractinia, Pocilloporidae. The record is from the annotation of a GenBank genome assembly.